AUGCCCAGACUUCAGGCGCGCAUAGCUCACAGGAUACAAGAAUUAGAAAAUCUGCCUGGCUCUUUGCCACCAGAUUUACGAACCAAAGCAACCGUGGAACUGAAAGCACUUCGGUUACUCAAUUUCCAACGUCAGCUGAGGCAGGAGGUGGUGGCCUGCAUGCGACGGGACACAACCCUCGAGACGGCUCUCAACUCCAAAGCAUACAAACGGAGCAAGCGCCAGACCCUGAGGGAGGCCCGCAUGACGGAGAAACUGGAGAAGCAGCAGAAGAUUGAGCAGGAGCGGAAGCGCCGGCAGAAGCACCAGGAAUACCUGAACAGCAUUUUGCAACAUGCAAAAGAUUUUAAGGAAUACCAUCGCUCUGUGGCCGGGAAGAUCCAGAAGCUUUCUAAAGCUGUGGCAACUUGGCAUGCCAACACUGAAAGGGAGCAGAAGAAAGAGACAGAGCGGAUCGAAAAGGAGAGAAUGCGCAGAUUGAUGGCUGAAGAUGAAGAGGGCUAUAGAAAACUGAUUGAUCAAAAGAAAGACAGGCGCUUAGCUUACCUGUUGCAGCAGACCGAUGAAUAUGUGGCCAACCUGACCAACCUGGUUUGGGAGCACAAGCAAGCCCAAGCCGCAAAAGAGAAGAAGAAGAGGAGGAGGAGGAAGAAGAAGGCCGAAGAGAACGCAGAGGGAGGAGAAUCUGCCCUGGGACCAGAUGGAGAGCCCAUAGAUGAGAGCAGUCAGAUGAGUGACCUUCCUGUCAAAGUGACUCAUACAGAAACCGGCAAGGUCCUAUUUGGACCAGAAGCACCCAAAGCAAGUCAGCUGGACGCCUGGUUGGAAAUGAAUCCUGGUUACGAAGUUGCCCCCAGGUCUGACAGCGAAGAGAGUGAUUCUGAUUAUGAGGAGGAGGAUGAAGAAGAAGAGUCUAGUCGGCAGGAAACCGAAGAGAAAAUACUUCUGGAUCCAAACAGUGAAGAAGUUUCCGAGAAGGACGCUAAGCAGAUCAUCGAGACAGCUAAACAGGACGUGGAUGAUGAAUAUAGCAUGCAGUACAGUGCAAGGGGUGGCUCCCAGUCCUACUACACCGUGGCUCAUGCCAUCUCCGAGAGGGUGGAGAAGCAGUCUGCCCUUCUUAUCAACGGGACCCUGAAGCAUUAUCAGCUCCAGGGCCUGGAAUGGAUGGUUUCCCUGUAUAAUAACAAUUUGAACGGAAUCUUGGCUGAUGAAAUGGGGCUGGGAAAGACCAUACAGACCAUUGCACUUAUCACUUAUCUGAUGGAGCACAAAAGACUCAAUGGCCCCUAUCUCAUCAUUGUUCCCCUUUCGACUCUUUCUAACUGGACAUAUGAAUUUGACAAAUGGGCUCCUUCUGUGGUGAAAAUUUCUUACAAGGGCACCCCUGCCAUGCGUCGCUCCCUUGUCCCCCAGCUACGGAGUGGCAAAUUCAAUGUCCUUUUGACUACUUAUGAGUACAUUAUAAAAGACAAGCACAUUCUGGCAAAGAUUCGGUGGAAAUACAUGAUCGUGGAUGAAGGCCACCGAAUGAAGAAUCACCACUGCAAGCUGACUCAGGUCUUGAACACUCACUACGUGGCCCCCAGGAGGAUCCUCUUGACGGGGACCCCACUGCAGAAUAAGCUCCCAGAACUCUGGGCCCUCCUCAACUUCCUCCUGCCCACAAUUUUUAAGAGCUGCAGCACAUUCGAACAGUGGUUUAACGCUCCAUUUGCCAUGACUGGAGAAAGGGUGGACUUAAAUGAAGAAGAAACCAUAUUGAUCAUCAGACGUCUACAUAAGGUGUUGAGACCAUUUUUACUGAGGAGACUGAAGAAAGAAGUUGAAUCCCAGCUUCCAGAAAAGGUUGAAUAUGUGAUCAAGUGUGACAUGUCAGCUUUGCAGAAGAUUCUCUAUCGCCAUAUGCAAGCCAAAGGGAUUCUCCUCACAGAUGGUUCUGAGAAAGAUAAGAAGGGGAAGGGAGGCGCUAAGACACUUAUGAACACUAUCAUGCAACUGAGAAAAAUAUGCAAUCACCCAUACAUGUUUCAGCACAUUGAGGAAUCCUUUGCUGAACACCUGGGCUAUUCAAAUGGGGUCAUCAAUGGGGCUGAGCUGUAUCGGGCCUCAGGAAAGUUUGAGCUACUUGAUCGUAUUCUGCCAAAAUUGAGAGCGACUAAUCACCGCGUGCUGCUUUUCUGCCAGAUGACGUCUCUCAUGACCAUCAUGGAGGAUUACUUUGCUUUUCGGAACUUCCUUUACCUGCGCCUUGACGGCACCACCAAGUCUGAAGAUCGUGCUGCCUUGCUAAAGAAAUUCAACGAACCUGGGUCCCAGUAUUUCAUUUUCUUGCUGAGCACAAGAGCUGGAGGCUUGGGCUUAAACCUUCAGGCAGCUGAUACCGUGGUCAUCUUUGACAGCGACUGGAACCCUCACCAGGACCUGCAAGCACAAGACCGCGCUCACCGCAUCGGCCAGCAGAACGAGGUCCGGGUGCUGAGACUCUGCACCGUGAACAGCGUGGAGGAGAAAAUCCUGGCAGCUGCGAAGUACAAGCUGAAUGUGGAUCAGAAGGUGAUCCAGGCAGGCAUGUUUGAUCAGAAGUCUUCAAGCCACGAGCGGAGGGCAUUCCUGCAGGCCAUAUUGGAGCAUGAAGAGGAAAAUGAGGUAUUAUAG
This is a messenger RNA of Hipposideros armiger (great roundleaf bat), 2658 nucleotides long. Its product is annotated as probable global transcription activator SNF2L2. Bases 1 to 2658 code for a protein of 885 amino acids. The transcript has 21 exons. Gene Ontology annotation, molecular function: ATP binding; protein binding. The record is from RefSeq and is a predicted model, not a curated record. Lineage: Eukaryota; Metazoa; Chordata; Mammalia; Chiroptera; Hipposideridae.